Molecule: messenger RNA, 668 nt
Organism: Ceratotherium simum simum (southern white rhinoceros)
Lineage: Eukaryota; Metazoa; Chordata; Mammalia; Perissodactyla; Rhinocerotidae
Product: interferon omega-2-like
Biological process (GO): defense response
Cellular component (GO): extracellular region
Molecular function (GO): cytokine receptor binding
Source: RefSeq, a predicted model, not a curated record
CAGAAUGUCAUCAGAGAACCUCGGGUCCAAGGUUCAUAGACACCCAGCUCAGCCAGGCCAGCAGCACCCUCAUUUUCCCCAUGGCCCUCCUGCUCUCUCUACUGACGGCCCUGGUGGUGUUCAGCUAUGGCCCUGGUGGAUCUCUGGGCUGUGACCUGCCUCAGAACCAUGUCCCGGUUAGCAGGAAGAACUUUGUGCUUCUGGGCCAAAUGAGGAGAACCUCCUCCAUCUUCUGUCUGAAGGACAGAAAAGACUUCAGCUUCCCCCAGGAGAUGGUGGAUGGCAGCCAGUUCCAGAAGGCCCAGGCCAUCUCUGUCCUCCACGAGAUGCUCCAGCAGAUCUUCACCCUCUUCCACACAGAGCACUCCUCUGCUGCCUGGAACACGACCCUCCUGGACAACCUCUGCACUGGACUCCAUCGGCAACUGGAAGACCUGGACACCUGUUUGGUGCAGGAGAUGGGAGAGGAAGAAUCUGCCCUGGGAACUGGGGGCCCUACACUGGCGGUGAAGAGGUACUUCCGGGGAAUCCAUCUCUACCUGAAAGAGAAGAAAUACAGUGACUGUGCCUGGGAGAUUGUCAGAGUGGAAAUCAUGAGAUCCUUCUCUUCACUGACAAACUUGCAAGAAAGGUUAAGAAUGAAGGAUGGAGACCUGGGGUCACCUUGA